AUGAUGAGUAUGAGGCACAAUCUUCAGCAACACGCAAGGCGUGUCCUCGCUCACAGUAACAGGAAUCGACUCUUCUCCUCCUACACAAACAGAACACUAUGGUCGUCGAACCAGAUUCUGCAGAGCCGGAUCGAGUCGGCUUUAUCAGACCAGAAAUCAAAACUCAGCACGGUGCUCGAGCAAUGGCGGCAACAGCACGGGAACCAACUGAAUCCUUCGCUGGUGAGAGGUAUCGUCGAGAAGCUCCAAGAAUCCAAGCGGUUUCCCGAAGCUUUAGACGUAUCAGAGUGGAUGAUUGAGCGAAAGAUCUGCAACCUCGUCCCCGAAGACUUCGCAGCUAGGUUUCAUCUGAUUGAGAACGUUUUAGGUUUGGGAGAAGCUGAGAAGUUCUUCGAGAGCGUCCCGGAGAAUCUGAGAGGCGAAUCUCUCUACACGGCUCUGUUAAACAGCUACGCGAGAUCGGCGAAACCAGCAGCUCUUGAUAGAGCCGAGUCUACUUUCGAGAAGAUGAGAGAGCUAGGUUUGCUGCUGAAACCAUCGCCGUACCACUCGAUGACGUCGCUCUACAGAUCUCUCGGGAAAAGAGAUAAGUUUGAUGAGAUUCUCCGAGAGAUGAAGGAGAACAACGUCCGGUUCGAUAGUCUCACAGUGAACAACGCAUUGCGAGCUUACGCUGCUGCGUCUGACGUUGCCGUGAUGGACAAGUUUCUCGAUGAUUGGGGAGCGACCGCAACGCUUCAGCUGCAGACUACGCUCGACAUGGCAAAGGCUUAUCUGAGAAGUGGUUCAAAGGGAAAAUCGAGAGAGAUGCUUGGUAGAGCCGAGCAAUUUAAGGAUCGUAAGUCCUAUGAGGAGCUCUUGAGGCUAUAUGGGCUAUAUGGUGAAGAAGGAUAUACAAGAGACGUUUACCGUAUUUGGGAUCUGUACAAGGAGACAAGAAGGCCUGACAAUGAAGGAUACCUAAUUUUGAUUACUUCUCUCUUGAAGCUUGGUGCUGUCAACGGAGCAGAGAAGAGCUUCAAAGAGUGGGAACGUUCGGGUCUUGAGUACGAUCCUCGAAUCCCUCAAGCGUUGGCGUCUGGUUAUCGUAAAAGGGGAAUGGUUUGCAAGGCAGAUAAAAUGAUUCACAAGAUGGUGAUCAGCUCAAGAAUGUGUAAACCAAUCACUCCGGUGCUUCAAGAAUUAGGGCUAAAAGGGAGUACCAAAGUGAAGCCGUCGGAGUUGAGAGACCUCAUCAAGAGUCUCACUGAUUCAAACCAGUUCUCAAAAGCACUCGAGGCAUCAACAUGGAUGUGUGAGAAAGAGAUGUUCACUCUUUUUCCUGAAGACUAUGCAGCUAGGCUUCAUCUGAUUGAGAAGGUGUUGGGUUUGAAAGAAGCAAAAGAGUUUUUCCAAGUAUCCAUCCCGAAGAAUAUGAAGGGUAACUCUGUCUACGACACAAUGUUGACCUCGUACACGAGAUCUCACGAAACCCUACUUAACGCGGAGAACGUAAUGGUGCUGAUGGAGGAGCUCGGUUUCCUCUCCAAGCUCUCCCCAUUCAGCAAGAUGAUCUCUCUCUACAGUAAGUUAGGGAAACGGAUCGAGGUCGAGAAACUUUUGAAGAAGAUGAAUGAGAAGAACAUAGAGCUGGAUAGUGUCACGAUGAACAACGUUUUGAGGGUAUACUCACAUGUGUCGGCUUUGGAGUUGAUGGAAACGUAUAAGAGCCAUUGGGUUGAUAAUGAUGAGGUUAAACUCAGUCUUGAAGUAGAGACGAUGGACUCCAUGGCAAAGGCUUAUGAGAGAGAGGGGCUAACAUUGAAGGCGAUGGAGAUGAGUAGGAGUAAAGAGGACGUUCUUCGUCUGUGGGAUGAGUACAAGGUGGCAAGGAGAGGUUUAGAUUGGAACGAAGGAUAUCGAGGUGUGAUUAGAGCGUUGUUGAAGCUUGGAGACGUGAAAGGAGCACAAGAGAUUUAUGGAGAGUGGGAAGCUUCGGAAGGAACAAAGUUCGAUGCUCGGAUUCCUGGUUUGCUCAUCUCUCGUUACUGCGAGGAUGAUGAUCAGGUGAAGUUGAGUGACGUGGUGAAUUCGAGUAGACAGAAGCUGAAGUGGAGGCGGGUGAAGAUGUUCACGGAAGAUUUAGGGUUUGCGUGUCUAGGGGUUGUUGGUGCUUCGCCCAUGAUAUGGGGGUUGUAUCUGAUUUUGAAAUGGGGGAUGUCAGUGAAUCCUUGCCUUACCGCUUUCGGCUGUAUUGGUUUGAUCGUUGCCAUAUCGUAA
Microthlaspi erraticum is the source of this 2259-nucleotide messenger RNA. NCBI's taxonomy places the organism in Eukaryota, Viridiplantae, Streptophyta, Magnoliopsida, Brassicales, Brassicaceae. The record is from the annotation of a GenBank genome assembly.